AUGGAGGUGCUCAGCUCCAGCCGCUUCUCUAGCGCUUUCCCCAGCCUCCUCGACCACUUCUCCAGGCCGCCAAAGUCCCCGCGCCACCACCGCCGUUGUUGUCUCCAAACACUAGCAUCCGUGCCUGCCGAUGCCGCCGCGCCGUCGCCCUCGUCCUCGCGGCCGCCGCCGUCGCUCUCCCGGCUCCUCGCCGCCGCGAUGCGGGGAGGGCGCGCGCGGGGGGAGCUUCCGGGCCUGGCCGCGGCAGGAGGAGGCGGGGCGGGGAUAGGGACGCUGCUGAUGAGCACGACGGCGGCGGCGGUGACCAAGGCGCGGGAGAGCCCGUACCUGCUGGCGCUGGCGUCGAACCCGACGUUCGUGUCGGGGAUGGUGGCGUUCGCGGUGGCGCAGGCCACCAAGGCCCUGCUCACCUCCGUGGUGGAGCGGCGGUGGAGCCUGCGGACGCUGUGCAGCUCCGGGGGCAUGCCCUCCUCGCACUCCGCGCUCUGCACCGCGCUCACCGCCUCCGUCGCGCUCUGCCACGGCGUCGGCGACGCGCUCUUUCCCGUCUGCCUCGGCUUCAGCCUUAUCGUCAUGUACGACGCCACGGGCGUCCGGCGCCACGCCGGGAUGCAGGCCGAGGUGCUCAAUAAGAUCGUUGAGGACCUGUUCCAAGGCCACCCCAUCAGCGAAAGGAAGCUCAAGGAGCUGCUAGGGCACACCCCGUCGCAGGUCUUCGCCGGCGCGUUCCUGGGCAUCCUGGUGGCCUGGUUCUGCUGCCAGGGCUGUAUCGGUGCCAUCUGA
Molecule: messenger RNA, 783 nt
Organism: Triticum turgidum subsp. durum (durum wheat)
Lineage: Eukaryota; Viridiplantae; Streptophyta; Magnoliopsida; Poales; Poaceae
Source: the annotation of a GenBank genome assembly